UAAUAUAUGAGGAAAUGCUACAAUUCAAAGAAGGAAAUAAUUAUUGUUAUUUUUCCACUUUUGAAUUCUAAUUGAUUGAUAUAUAACUUACAAUUUGGAUUGUUUUCAAUGAAAGAAACACGGAAACACCGUAAUUGCGUUUUAAUAGAUGGAAUGGAUAUUUUACACGUGAUGUUGGCAGAUAAAUUUCCACGAGGAAAUUUUUUUUGGUAAAGUGCACGUCGUUUUGAACAGGUUUGAGCACGUUUACAUCACCGCAAAUAAUUAUUGGAAGUACAGUCUAAUUUCAGAUCUUCCCUAACGAUGAAGACAAACAGUUUGUUGUGUUUGGUUAUCAUUGGUUCUUCCGUGAUAAAGAUUGCCUCGGCGGUUGUUACUUCAUGUGCCGGGAGUAUGUGUAUCUGUGAUGACGAACAACUUACUGCAAGCUGUAGACCAGAUCGAGGCCGAGAAGAGUUAUUAUUCUUUCCUCGUCUACCGAAUUUCGUCACAGAUGUUAUGUUCAAAGAUUAUACACGCCGACAUAUUUCUACAAAAGAUUUAGUGAACUUAACUCGCCUUCGUCUUGAAGUGUUGCGACUGCAUAGUAUGGAAAUAACUAAUAUGGAAAUGGGUUUAUUUCAAUCCUUUAAAAGUCUCAAAAUAAUAGAUAUCUCAUAUAAUCCGGAACUUUCUUCUGAUACAUUAAAAGAGGCAUUCAGAAAUAUUUCACAAGGUUUUCAAACUUUUAAUAUGACUUCUAGCCGAUUGGACACUGUACCAGACAUGUUUAAAUAUCUUGUAGAUACCAAUUUUACAAGUUUAGUUUUGGCAUAUAACCCAUUAUAUCAUUUCAAAGCUGAUGCAGUAAAAGGACUUCAUCUGAAACUUUUAGAUUUAUCAUACUCUGAAUUUGGUAAUUUGACAAUAAUAUGUCCUGCAAAUUCUACCCCUCUACUCCCAACACUAGAGAAUCUUCAACUUCGUUCAACAAAGAUCAAAACAAUUCCAAAAAAUGUAUUAAGUUGUUUUCCAAGUCUUCAAAAAGUUAACUUUGAUAACACACCUUUUGGAUUUUUUCCAACUUUUUGCCACAACUAUCAACAUGUUACAAAUCACUUGGAAACAUUGUAUCUCGCAAAUACCAGAAUCAGUGGACAUAUUUGUAGCAAACAUUUUCUGUGUUUGAAAAACCUUAGGCAUAUUAAACUCGACAAAAAUCCAAUAACAAAUUUCCCCCACUUUUGUAAUUCUAAGGGCUUUAGUAAUGUCCCGAAACUAUAUCGUCUUCGGCUUCAGUUUACAUCGAUCACAAUUUUUCAUAACGAUUCUUUGAAAUGUUUGCCUUCUCUUAAAAGCUUAGAUUUAAAAAACAAUCUUUUAAAAAGUCUUCCAACUUUCUGUAGAGAAAAUAACACCAGCUAUACUCCGAAAUUGAAGGAACUGUUCCUACAAAAUACAAGUAUUACAACUCUUAAAGGUUUUAAGUUUGGCUGUCUUCCAAAUCUGGAAAAGCUUGAUUUGCGAUAUAACUUCUUCAGACAAGUUCCGUCUUUCUGCGAUAGAUCAAAUCACAGCACUAACCCCCUUCUACAUGAUCUGAAUUUAUCGAACACGAAAAUUAAAUACAUAUUUAACGACAGCUUUUUAUGCCUUCCCUCUUUAAGGAAGUUAUAUUUAAAGAACACCGAAAUCACUCGACUUGAUGACAAUAUAUUUAGUUCGAUAGGAUCUUUGACAUAUUUAGAAAUUGGCGAUUCACCGAGCUUAACAGGCAUAUCUAAAUAUGCGUUCAAUAUCUCUCGUCUUCUCACAAUGAAAUUUACUUACAACAAUUUUGAUUUUGAGAGAAAAAAAUAUUUUCCAAAAUAUCUAUUUAAAUCCUGUGCAAAUGUGACGACCUUAGACCUCAGUGGAAACCACUUUUCAACGGGACCCACUGCUGAAGAGACACUUAAGCCUUUGACAAAAUUAGUUACACUAAUCCUGACUAAUAACAGAAUGGACACUAUUCAUGAAUACACAUUCAGAUCGUCCAAGGCUUUAAAAGAAAUACGACUAAAUCAAAACAAGCUUAUAGGUUGGAAAGAAAAUGUUUUCCAAAAUCUUUCGAAUUUACAACAUUUGAACAUGGCGGACAAUAAAAUUGCAGUGUUUAAUAAAACGUCAGUGCCAACGAAUAUUUUGAAUAAUUUAAAAACAUUAAAUCUUGCGUAUAAUCCCUUUGACUGUGGUUGUGAUUUAAUUUGGUUUAAAAAAUGGAGUCUACAAACAAAUGUUACUCUUCUAUUAUUUCCGAACAAGUAUUCGUGCCAGACACCUGCUUCAGUGCUUCGGCAGCCAAUUACAUCCCUACAACUAACAAAGGACGAUUGCACAGAAAAACAUCCAUGGAUUGUAUAUAUUGCUGCUGCGUCGGCUGGAUCUUUCUUAAUUGUGUUAACUUUCACUGUUAUUACUGUGCAGUUACCGACAAUAAAGAAUUAUAUAUACUACUUCCGUUUGAAGAGAAUAGGGUAUGUCAAAUUAAUAAAUGAACAAGAUUUUAGAUACGAUGCAUAUGUUGUGUAUUGUGAAGCAGACGAAAAAUGGGUUAUUCGAACACUCGUGCCUAAAUUGGAAUCCGAGGGUUUACAGUUAUGUAUUCCUGAUAGAGAAUUUAGAGUUGGAGCUGACAGAUGUGGUGAAAUUGAAUCCGCAUUUCAAGAAAGCAAAAAAAUCCUUGUAGCAUUGUCAAACAAUUUUGCAAAAAACGAAUGGUGUCUUUGGCAGGAUCAUUUAGUGGAAGAAAGAUUGCGACAAAGGGGGAAUUCAUCGGUGGUAUUUAUUUUAUACAAAAACAUUAGUAGCAAAAACAUGAUUUCUUCCUUGCAUCGUACAAUGAAACACCAGUCCAUUAUAACUUGGCACGAAGGGGGUGCACGUGAAAAAAUGUUUUGGAAGGUUGUUAUCCUUGCUGUAAAAUCACCACUCGGCGAACCUCCUAUGUCAGUCUUGAAUGGAUGAACAGCUUUUUUUUUCUUUUAAAUCAAGCCAUUAAAUGAUGAGUUUGUUGAACACCAAAGAUUUAGGCCGAAAUGAGAAUGAUUAGAUUACAACCGAAAAAACAGUCCGCAAAUGAAAAAUCAUUAAUAUUUGUAGUUUUUAUUUAAAUUGUAAAUGCUAACAACUAUCGUUUUGUGUUUGUUAUAAGUGUUAUGCUUAUAUUAAUUCCGAUGGAUGAGCUCAUGAACCACACUGGAUUUAUAUCAUGCAUUUCAAUUACUUGUAUAUUUUUUAAAUCUUAAAUUAUGUGUUAUUGUGUUGUCAAUUGGCAUUGUUCAUUGACAUAGUAUAUAAAUUUAUAUAACAUUUGUGUACGUAGUACCCCACCUGUGCAUUUGUAUGACAAAAUAUCAAAUUAUAUACUGUUU
Magallana angulata is the source of this 3392-nucleotide messenger RNA. RefSeq names its product toll-like receptor 13. The coding region runs from base 304 to 2985 and encodes 893 amino acids. Gene Ontology annotation, biological process: immune response; toll-like receptor signaling pathway. Lineage: Eukaryota; Metazoa; Mollusca; Bivalvia; Ostreida; Ostreidae. Gene Ontology annotation, cellular component: membrane. Gene Ontology annotation, molecular function: protein binding; transmembrane signaling receptor activity. The record is from RefSeq and is a predicted model, not a curated record. The transcript is spliced from 2 exons.